Molecule: messenger RNA, 4122 nt
Organism: Bacidia gigantensis
Lineage: Eukaryota; Fungi; Ascomycota; Lecanoromycetes; Lecanorales; Ramalinaceae
Exons: 2
Coding region: 1-4122 (1373 amino acids)
Biological process (GO): protein phosphorylation
Cellular component (GO): cytoplasm
Molecular function (GO): ATP binding; protein serine/threonine kinase activity
Source: RefSeq, a predicted model, not a curated record
AUGAGCGGACUAGAUUUCGGCAGCUUCGAAGACCGAACAAUGGACCUCAAUCAACAGGAACUUUUUGCGGAAGGCUUGCAGUCUUUGCAAGUCAUGGACGGCAAUGGCCCGGGCUAUCCAUUUGCACCCACUGCUCCAUACCCCAUUGCCUUCAAUGACGCUGGCAGCAUACAACCAAACGAUGCAGAUAGAUCGUUACUUCAAAGCGCGGCCCAAGAUAUCACAAGCGAAGAAGUGAUGCCUUAUCCCAAUGACUUCACAUCAAUAGAAAACGUAGUAAAGUUUGGGGCAGAAAGCAGCUUCGAAGGGUCAUUCGACGGUCAUUCUGUUUCAAAAUCAAAGACGAUACCUCCAGGCGGGCGCUGUGAUCCGUCUUCUCAGACCUCAUAUGCUUUUACCCAGUCAUUGCCUUCGCAAGCGUGGCCCUCGCAAGGAUCUCAGCUAUUGCCAUCCUCCAACACAGAGCUGAUUUCAAUGGGGGAUCAGGUGGCUUUAGAUUUUGACACCCUCUCUACAAUCUCAUAUACACUAGGUAAAGAGGGAGAGCGGGCGCAGCUAUCGAAGAAGCGUAAGGUUGUGGAAGCACACACCCAUCGUCACAUUGCCACUCCUCAUGAAGCCCCGACACCUUCAUAUCAGAAGCGCAACGAGGUUGAGACCAUCAAUGUAAACGCGAUCUUGGCUUGUGCGCUUUGGAUUGUCAAACACCCCGGAACCGUACCUUCAGAGCAUACGAUCUCAUGCCUUUGCCACGCGUUUCAAUCCGACUUUAAGAUGCUUCAUCGAUGGUUCAGUGCGAACGUAGUGGUAUGUGACAACCAUCAUAAUCUCAACGGAAUCGAAAACAAUCGCGGUUCGGAAGAUCUGACGAGGAAUGCGUGCAACCUAUGGCAGCUGAACAACCCAGGAGUCAAACCCUCUAAUCAUAUCAUAUCCUGCAUCAGUCAUGCGUUUAGUAGCUCCGCCAAAACAGUCGAGGAUUGGUUUGGUCUGAACUUUGAAACUACUUGCAGUACCCAAGAUUCUGGUUAUCAAUCCUUGACGAGUACCAUGGAGGAUUCAGAUGUUGCAGCUCGAUAUAGGAAGAACCGUGGGAAGUGCAAUCGCAAAGUAAUGAAAUCGGCAGGAAAGGGCAACAAUUGCGUCGUUGUAGAGAGGGACCCGGAACGACCUUACGCCUGUACCUCUCGAUGCGGUAAAACGUUUCGGAAAAAGGACGCAUGGAAAAGACACGAAGAAAUUAAUCGCUUACAGAAGCUCUGGAUAUGUCAGUACGGUCACUGUCAGUAUAAGCCUGAGAAGAAGCGCUUGUAUUCCCGGCAAGACCGUUUCCGGAAGCACUUGCGAGAUGAACAUCCAGAUACCCGACCUUCGCAUCAGAACAUGCGGAGGUGCAUUUUUCCCAUCGAGUCGAACUUCGACAAGCGUUGCAUCAUUAGCGGAUGCAAUGAAAAGUUCUCUGGCUGGAAUGCAAGAAUCAACCAUAUCGCGAAACAUAUGCAGGGUCCGUGGACCGCUGCAGAUUGGAGACCGGCUGCAGACCAAGACGACGAUGAAGGACUCGCUUCACCAGAGGGGGAUGACUCCGAAGAUGAAGAUGGCAAUCAUGAACAUGACUCUGACGGUUCCAGCAGCGAUGAGGAUGAUGAUAACAAUGAGAACGGUGCCUCGGGUCCCACAGGCGGGAGCUACAGCAAUGGCUAUCAGCCACCUGGCUCAAGCAAUCAAGACGAAGGCCAUCAAGACUCCACGCGAUUUGGGCCACAAUGGUAUUCACAAAGCCAUGGUUCUUAUGGCAAUGGCUGGUCAUCUCAUGCAGUUGAAGGUUAUCAUCCAAACUCGUCCGCUGACAGUCACCCCAAGAAGACACAUGCAGCGACCUCUAGCCAGGGUAUUUCUCUCAACACCCAGCCCGCGAACAUAGAAUAUGAGAUUCUGGCUUGCAUUGGCUCGAGUAGAAAAUCCAUAAUCAAUAAAGUCUACCUGCGAAAGUCCGGACGUGUUGCUGCGCUUAAAAUCGCUCGCGUCAACAGCCUAAGGCAUCAUCAAGCUCUAGCCCAAGAAGCAGAGAUCAUGCGUGGCGUGCGGCAUCCACAUGUGGUUGAGCUUAUGAAUUGCAUCAGAUAUCAAAAUUCAUUCUCAAUCCUUAUGACACCAGCUGCCGACUAUGAUCUAUCCCAACUCUUGGAUGGCUGCAUAAAAGAUCCACCGAAGCGUGAUGUCUUCUGGGGCUGGUUCACCAGCUUGGCCAAAGGACUUGCUUACAUCCACUGCUCAAGCAUCGUGCACGGUGAUAUUAAACCCAGCAAUGUCUUGAUCAAAGGGGACAAUAUCCUGCUUUCUGACUUCGGUUCCUCUACGCUUUUGGCAAACAAUGUGUCGUCAAAUGGAUGCAACGAUUUCACUCCAAAGUAUGCCGCACCAGAAGCCACCAUUUCAGGUGCCCGUGGGACUCCAUCAGAUGUCUAUUCUCUUGGUUGCGUGUAUCUAGAGAUUAUGGCAUGGUUCUGCGGACCUCAGAUUCUAUCACGCUGGCGACCCUGCCAAAAUCUGUUGAAGGAAAGCUGGCCAUCCUACAACAAUAAUUGGAAGGCUCUAUCGCGGCAAGUUCUCCAGUCUACGACAGAUGUCGGCAUUCAUAAAGUCCUCAAGCUUUGUGAGACAAUGCUUGAUGAAAAGAUAUUAGAUCGGCCAACCUCAGCGCAGCUAUGCCGUCAACUAUCUAGAAAAAGAAUCGAUUCAAAAGAUACAACCAAAUCAAAGAAUUUAGCAUCCUCCUCGACACCAUGUGAAGCACUGCUGAGUUCAAGAUCUGUUUCGGCCAGGGUGUUAGAAGUCUACGGAGCAACACUUGCUACUCUGAAGCUUGUACGGGCUGCUACAGAUUUGGUCCAAUUCCAGGAAUCCCGGUUGCGACGGUCAAUGAAGCUCUUGACUCGGGACAACAAAACUCAUGGCAACAGGGCUCAAUCAGAAUACUCUCGUGGCUGGAUUGCGAGCAUACCCAAGGCAUCUCCUGAGAUAUUUUGGAAUCUGAUGGAGUCAAACCGUGACAAAGUCCUACGACCUGGCUCUUCUGGCCUGACGAGGUUCUCCAUGGCACAAUUUGGUAAUUCUGGUAACGGGAUUGAUUCUUUUGACCCCCUCUUCUUCGGCAUGUCUCCAAAAUGGAUGACACAGCAAGAUGAUAUGCUCACUCCACACCCAGGAAGUGCUGAUCGCACUCGACAAGAUAUCUUGAGUCUUUACCUGGCAAUAGAAGAGUAUGCUUGCAGCUUUAGCGAUCUCCUCGUUAAGAGGAGGAGAAGGAGAGAGGAUCUUGUUACUAAUUGGGACUCACGCUUGUCAGUGAAUGUAAGGGGACAAGUACUCGGCUCAGGUUCCUCCCUGCGCGCAUCAUAUCUGUUGUGUCCUUUCGGACUUAUUGGAUGCGAAAGACAAAAUAAGUUCGACAGAAAGGCUGAUUGGAUUGCCCAUAGCCUUGCACACUUUUCUCAGGAAAGUCCACGUCAUCUAGGUUCAGGCCAACUUUCCAGGAGAUACUGGACCUGGAACAUGCUUUCAACGAAGGUUGACUUGCCACAGGGCCAUAGGACCACUGCCUCUCGUAAGGAAUAUUUAAUCCCUUUCGGUGAUGGACGCUUUGACGGAUUCGCUGCAACCCCCAAUCGAAUUGUACUACGGGCAAUUGAGACGUAUGGCCACAGAAUAAAGUACGAUAGGCGCAGCCUAUUCCUUGAUUACUUGCAAAAGAGAAGAGACAAAGAGCAUUGCUCUGGACAAGUUUGGCUAUGGAUUGAUGACCCGACAUAUGACUCCUCGGCUGACAGUCUGGACAGACAUCGCCAAGAAUACAAUGCGUACUAUAACGCUGCGGCUCAUCUGCGACGGGAGCAUUUCAAUCCAACGCCAAGAGGCGAGGAGGUAAAGGAGGUGGACGAAAGCAGUGUCGUCAUCGACGAUAACGAUACACGGAUCACACGACGAGCGAUAACCCGACGCCUAAAGUUCUCAGGAGCUUUUGCUUUACUUAGCACGCAGGCGAUAGAACUGCAAGCAGACCUCUUCAAUCCUUCAGAUCAGGUUGGAGCUAUAAAGAGCCCUUCAAUUAGGGGUAUAUAG